AGUCUUCACUGAAAGAGGAGGACUCUCUCUACCUGAAUCCUCCAGGAGCUUUACUAAAGCCCAUCAUGGGGGGUACCAAACUCUGCCUUCUGCUCCUGCUGGGCACUUACACCCUGGCCCGUAAGUAACAGCUUUUCUGUCUGUCCUCUGCUUAAAAUCAUAGUUUACUGUUUCAGCUGUCACUGUUUGAAACGAUCACUAUCUACAUGAAUAUAUCUAUGAUCUAAAAUCAGAGAUUUCAUCUGUUUUAAUGAAGGAUCGACUCCUGAGGAAUAAUCAUGUUCAGAAAUAGAACUGCUUUGAUCAUGUUGGUUUUGUUUGGCUGGAGAGAGUCUCUGCUAUUUCAUUCUCAUUUUUAAUGUGUGUUUCUUUUUUUUUUUACAGAGCAAGAUGUUGGAAAUGUUGAAGAACAAUCUCCAGUUUGUCUCUGUGAGUUUCUUUUUCUAAGACAUUUAUAAGAUCUUUUAUUUUUACUGAAACACAGAUGAACCUGAAAAUGAGAUUUAGAUGAAUGUUUAAAGUUAAACUUUGUUCCCUCUGGAUGGAUUUUAAAAGCUUCAUGAACCGGGCUCCUAUUUUCUGGACGUUUUUCUAAAGUGGAUCUUUGAAACUUUACAAACUUCCUAUGAACAAAAAAAGUUUUACAGCGUUUUUAAAGUAUUUUAAGUCCUUUUUAAAGUUCAUUUUUGAAGUGUUUUAUUUCUUUUUUUUAAGUUAGUAUUUUUAUAUAGUGUUUACAGUCUUUUUUUAAAGUGUCAUAUCUUUUUCAAAAUUUUGUUUAUUGAAGUGUUUUCAUGUCCUAUUUAAAAUUAGUUUUUUAAGUGUUUUAAGUCCACAGUUUUAAGUUUUAGUGUUUUAUGUCUUUUUUAAAGUUCUUCUUCUUUAAAAUAGUUUUUAAAAAUGUUUUCAUGUCUUUUUUAAAACCAGUUUUUAAACUGUCUCAUGUCCUUUUUAAAGUUCAUUUUUAAAGUGUUUUAUGUCCUUUUUAAAGUUCAUUUUUAAAGUGUUUUAUAUCUUCUUUAAAAUAGUUUUUUUAAUGUUUUCAUGUCUUUUUUAAAAUUAGUUUUUAAAGUGUCUCAUGUCCUUUUUAAAGUUAAUUUUUAAAGUGUUUUAUUCCUUUUUCAGUGUCAAAAAGAUUCAAGAACUUCAGGCGGUUUGUGUACGAUUACGAAGCUGAGACCUUUAACGGCAUCAGCGGCGCCACUGACAACAAGAGCGGCUCCAAAGUCUCCUGCAGAGUACGUCUCAGACCUCGAACUCUCUCUGACAUGCUGUGACUCUCUGAAUAAGAAGGCAGCAUCCAUCUUUAACAUGUUUGAUUCGCUCCACAGGUGGAGGUUGAUGUUCCCCAGACAUGCAGCUUCAUCCUGCGCACCACCGAGUGUUCCCUGAACGAGAUCUUCGAUGUGGAUGAGGACGGGAACUCACUGUACCGCCCUGCUGCCGGUGCUGAGGCCUUCAGAGAUGCCAUGGCCAAGUGAGUCAGCUGCAAAGUUUGAACAUUUCUUCUAAACCUGAAAUAUGUUGAUGGUCCCAGUAAGGAAGGUUCAACGGUCUGAAUGGUUUAAAUGGUGAUCUGCUCACAGGAACCCCCUGAAGGUCACAGUUGAAGGAGAACUGGAGGUCAAACUCUACCCUGAGGAUGACGAGCCCGUCAACAUCCUGAACAUCAAGAGGGGAAUCGUCUCUUCUCUCAUGGUCCCAGUGAUGGAGGAAGAGAAGAACAAGAAAAUGGUAUCUAAUCAGACCGCUCCUCGUACCUGGGUUCACUUUAGUCCGUUUUCACAGACGUUAGCGAUCAAUCAAGGACAGAGUGAAAAAGUGGAUCCUGAUUCUCAUGCAGAGAUAAACAUGUUGCACAAUAAGCAGAUAAGCUGCCCCAGUCCCAGGUGAUAAAUCCUCCUGUAACAUCAUGUUCUUGGGAUGAUUAUCUGCAGCUCCGGGUCAAAGUCUGAGAUAAGUUUAUCUCACUAAUGACCUCACCUGCUUUCAUAACAGUGAGGUCAUCUUUCCGAUCGAUUGAUAACUCAGAGGCCGCUUAAGGACACAAACAUGUUUACCAACCAGGAUCCUCAAACCCAGUCUAGUCCACUGUUAUUAAUGAUGUCCCUCUUUGUCUUCAGUCCACCGUCCAUGGAAUCUGCCCCACCGACUUCACUGUCAACGCCAGAGAGGACAUCGCCACUGACGUGACCGUCAGCAGAGAUCUUUCCAAGUGUGACAUGUUCUUCGCUCGCAGGCAGCACACCAGCCCUCUGGCCCUCAUCACCGGCAUGGUAAGAGACCGAGACUGAAGGUUGUUAGAACGUGGAUGAGAUCUGGAGACUCAGAGAAACAAAGUUUAAUACAACAAGGUCAAACUCUUUUAACAUCAUGUUUCUCUGAACAGAACCUCCCCCUGUCCAAGAUGAUUGACAGCUCUCAGACCUGCAACUACAAGUUUGACAACCAGAAGAAGCACAUGACCAGCGGCACCUGCACAGAGAAACACAUCUUCCUGCCCCUGUCUCACAAGUGAGUUCACAGAAUCAUCGAAACCACGGAGGAGCGAAUUAGUAAAGUGAUUUCACUCCAAGAGGGUUUCAGAAGUCUCCAGUUUCAAAGUAUACUGGUUUAAAAACUGGACUACAUCCCACAAACACUUGAGCUCAAAGUUUGAUGUGUCUCUAAAAGUGAAUUCUCUCUGAGGUCUCUGAAUGUCUCUCUGUCUUAAACAGGAAUGAGUUCGGCGUUUCUUCUCUGGUGAAGCAGACUUUGACUCUCAGAGAGACCUCCAAGAUCAACGACCGUGUCUUUGACCGCAGUAAGUCUUCAGGUUUUACUUAAGAAGAGUUCCUGUCUUAACAUCGUCCUUGAACGUCUUUUAACCGUUUGUGGGUCUUGUUUUUUGCAGAUGAAGAUAACAUCAAGCUCCUGCCCAUGGAUGUGGUUGAAGACAAGGCCCCCAAGCAGGACACUCAGGCUGUCAUGACCACCCUGCAGAAGCUGAAUACCCUAUCUAAGACCACCCAGGGCGAGGAGCGCACCGCCCUCUUCCACACUCUGGUGAACGAGCUGCGCGGCCUGGAUGCCGAUACCGCCGUGUCUGCUGGUACUGAGAUGAUGGACGUAUCCGAAUCUCUGACGUUUCAAGCUCUGGCCCAGUGCGGCACCCCCGAGUGCACCAGCGCCAUGCUGGGGGCUCUGCGGCUCUUCGACCAGGGCGCUCUGGAGGUUGAUGCUGUUGUCUACGCUCUGGGGAUGUUGCCUAACCCCUCUCGCCUCAUGGUGAAGGACAUGCUGGCUAUGGCUCAGUACAAGCAGAGCAGACCCAUCAUGUACGCUCUGAGCAACGCCGUCAGGAAGUAAGUGCUCCAACACGUCCGAUUCUCUGACUUUGUCAAGAGUGUUUUUGUUUUCCAAUAAAUCACGGAUGUUGAAUUUCCUCAGACUGUACCAGGCUGAAGGUGUCACCCCUGAGAUCUCUGCUGUUUAUGAGUACCUGGCCUCCAUCCUGGGUGCAGACUGUCCCGGAGAGAAGGACCUGACCUUCCAGACCUUGAGAGUAGGUUACAGGCUGUAAAGUCGACCACUUUGAAUCAAACUAUUUGCAGGAGUCAUUUUCUCAUAAGUUGUAUUUCUUUCCACCCAGGUUGUUGGAAACAUGGGAGAAGCAAUGGAGGCUGUAGACCCAACGAUUAAGACCACCCUGCUCAAGUGCAUGAGACAGCCUGCAACCACCCUGUCUGUGCAGCUCGCUGCCAUCCAGGCCUUCAGACGCAUGUCUGUGACAGACGAGGUGAGCCUCACUUUCAGGAGUCUCCAGCUUUAUCACAGUUUCCUUGUUUUAUCAUCUGAGUAACCGUCUCUCUCCUGUUCUGCUCAGGUUCGCUCAAACCUCCAGAGAGUCAGCCAGUACCCCAAAGGUGCCGUGCAGAAACGCCUGGCAGCUUACCUGACCCUGAUGAGGAACCCUCAGGACAGCGACAUUGAGAUGGUGAAGAAGCUGAUCAAGCAGGAGCAGAACAUGCAGAUCAAGUCCUUCGUGACCUCCCACGUCUACAACAUCAUUUCCUCCACCGACCCAGAGAUUCAGAAGUAAGAGGAGAGAAUCUCUCACUGAACAGCACAGUGUCGGCCUGUCUGUCUAUGAUGCUGUUUUAACAACCAAAGUCCUGGUGUUUCCUCAUUGUGUCAAACUUGAUUGUUUCCCCAGGCUUGGCAGAAAGAUCGUGGACGCCCUGGAGGACACUGAGGUCACUGCACACAGUGAAUUCACCACCAAGUCUGGAAACUUCAAGCUGAGUGGCAUUCAGGGUAACAUCAUCUUUGACCCCAGCAGCCAGAUGCCAAGGGAGCUGCUGCUCGAGACAACCCUGAAGGCUUUUGGCUUCAACAUGGAUGUUUGGGAGGUAUGCACCAUAAACUGUACUUCAUAGAAAUCUUCCUUUCAGACCAACGAAGGAGAAAAUAUGCUUGGCUCACACACAGGAAACUAACCCUGCUUUUCUGACAGAUCGGCAUGGAAGGAAAGGGCUUUGAGCCAACCAUGGAUGCUUUGUUUGGAAAGAACGGCUUCUUCCCCGACACCCUGUCCAAGGCUCUGUACUGGGCCGAUGACAAAAUGCCACCAAAGGUCAGAGAGGUUCUGAGGAAAUGGGUUCCUCCCAUGGACAGCGAAGGAAACAAAGUAAAGAUUUCUGCCACUAAAAAACUCUGAUUAAAGUUAAUCCCACCGAUACCAUCAACACUAACACAACUGUCCUUUCAAAGGUUGCUGAGAAUCUGAUGAGAGAAGUUGCCCGCAACUUCAACAAGCUGGUCAAGGAUCUGCAGAGCCAGGAGUCCCCAGAGGCCAUGGCCUACCUGAGGAUCAUGGGAGCUGAGCUGGGUUACAUCAAGGGCAGUGAACUGAGGUUUUUGGCUGAUAACGCCAUCAUGUAUACAGAUAUCCUUCUGAGGAUCAUCCCCACCCAGGUACUGUUGGGCUCACAUGCACCGACCCUUUUUCUCUUUCUCUCUGCCUCAAAUAUCAGGGAUUUAAAACAACUCUUUUUAUUUCAUCAGGCCAUCGCCAAGCUGAUGUCCAGCACCAACAACGAGUUCUUCGCCCAUUACAUCUUCAUGGACAACAAAUUCAUGAUGCCAACAGCCACUGGUCUCCCCCUGACAUUUGCUCUGUCCGGCACCUUUGCUCCCGGUGCGAAGGGAGGCCUUCACAUGGCACCAAGCAUGGUAAAUGCUCUAAAACUAAAGGAUGACACUAUAGGUUUUUUUGUGACCAUAUUUAUAGUUAUAGUCAUAUAUGUGAGAAAACAUGACCUGUUGUGGUUUCACAGAAGGAGCUGGUGUUCAUGCCCUCUGUUGGAGUUGAGUUCGUCACUAAGAUGGGAGUCAACAUCCCUGAAUUUGUGGAGUCUGCGGUUGAAAUGCACACCAACAUGUACCAUGAGAGCGCCCUCAAUGCCAGGAUCAGCAUGGAGGAGGACCAGAUCAAGCUGUCCAUCCCCGCCCCUCAGGGCACCACUAAACUCUUCUCCAUCAGGUAUGAAGUAACUGCUCUGACUCUAGUGUCACAUCCAGGUGUGUAUCACUCUUGGUUUUCUGUGUCCUCAGAGACUAAACCUGAGUUUGUUCCCUCUCUUCCUUUUGAACAGAAACAAAGUGGAGAUUGUGGGCGGUGGUCGCACUGUGGAGAUCCCACACACAGAGGCUGACGUCACCUGUGGUAAUCUCUUCUCUGGAGUCAAGUACUGCAGAGAAGUGACCUCUGUUGACACUCAUGGACGGACUGAUGUCCCGUACUUCCCCCUGACUGGAGACAGCAGGUGAGUCUUCCUUUGAAGAAAAUAAAACUCAUGAUUUUGAAGUUUAGUGUCUCUGGGUUCAAUUGAACAAAUAAUGUUUUAAGUCCCAUGGAUUAUUCUAUAUUGUUUCAGUUUGAGGGCCACGUAUUGAUCAGCAUCAAUUAUUCAGCUUCAGGAAGUGUGAACUUUUACUUCUUAUUUUCCAGCAGUUCGUUUUAAAACGUUUCUCUUUCUUGUGUGAGAAACAUUGUUUGGUUUUUUUGCUGCCUGAAAAUGUGAAGGAAAACUCAACAGAGAUGUUUUCUUUCCGUAGCUUUGCUCUGACGAUCAAGCCCACCGGCGAAGUCUCUGAGUACACCGCCACCAUCGCUUACCAGCUCCUCAGUGAGGGAAAGGAUGGCCGCCAGAAGGUUGAUUCUCUGACGUUGGCCCUGAGAGCCGAAGGUACGAGCCUCCUUCUUAGAAAAAGAAAAUGAUAAAUAUCUUGUCUAACUUUAACCAGUCUAUCUUCCUUCCCUUUUUUGUUUCAUACAUAACUCAAUCGAUCUUUUCCUAACGUUGUGCCUUUAGGUGCUCAGCCCUCUGAAGCUACAGCCACCAUGAAAUACAACAGGAACAGGAACGUCUUCACAUCUCAAAUCCAGAUCCCAGACUUUGAUGUUGAGGCCGGCGUUAAGGUUGGAAUGAGUGACAGCAGCGCCAAAGGCAAAUCCAUUAUUCUUGAGCUCUCCAACAAGAACGUGCCUCAGAUCUCUUUGACUGGCCGAGCCAAGUGAGUCAGCUCAGACACGAACAUCUCACCUGAAGGACCUCAUCUGAGAAGUCUCUCUGUGCAUACAAGCUUGAUUCGUUGACUUGAUUGUUUGUUAUCUGACUGCUUACAGGCUUCAAGCCAUGACUGAUGGCAUGCUGCAGGUUCAGCUGUUGGUGCCCUCACUUAAGACAGACGCCUCCGUCACCACCACCAUGAGCUCAGCUGAUGGACUCACCAUGGAGAUCAAGAGUGAUGUGAAGCUCUCUGAAUCCUCUUCCAUCCAGGCCGUGAUCAUCAAAUACGGUACGUUUGUUUUAUUACACAGAAUAAAAUAAUAUCUGGAUUUUAGGGACGGUCACAAAUGAAAUGUUAAAACUCCUUUUUGUCUCAGGCGACGACAAGGCUGAGGUCCAGCUGCUGUCCAACGUGAACGCUGAUACCAGGAUCAUUGUGCCCUACACUGAAGCCCUCAAGCUCUGGCUCAUGCAGUUUGUAGAUGAUGUGAUGGACCAGCAGGUGGUCAAGACUGACAUGAAACUGCGUCAUAUCCUGAACAAGGCAGUCAAGGUACGAGAAAUGAUGGUAGUUUUGUCUUUUUACGCAGACUUUGAUCAUCCAGUUCCUCCAGAGUAGAGCAUGAACAAAUGUGGGGUUUUUUUAUGCUCAACAGGCUAGCAAUAUCUGGAUGGACAAGAUCACAGCUGAUGUCCCCUACGUCGAGACUCUCAGGAGCAAACUGGAAAAUGUUGAAAUGCCUGAAAUGCCUGAAAUGCCUGAGAACCUUUUCAUGAACAUGUAAGCGAUCCCUGCAUUAAGUUAUUCAGGUUAAGAAAAACUGCAGCCAAAUAAUCACGGAGAACACUCGUGUUUUCUUACUCGAUAAAUCUGACGCAUGAUCCUUUAUGUUUCUUCCACCAGUGAACACACCUUCAAAUAUGAGUUCAACCAGGAACAACUGAGCAUCACUUUCCCUCUGCCUCUUGGUGGCAAGUCAUCCGAGGAGCUCCAGAUUCCUGCUGUGGUUACCUCCCCACAAAUCUCCCUGCCUCAGCUGGGCGUGGAGGUUGCCUCAAAGGAGAUCAGCAUCCCCACAUUCACCAUCCCGUCUGAGUAUGAUCUAACCCUGCCUCUGAUGGGAAUGAUGGAAAUGACUUCCAAGGUCAACACAAACUUCUAUAACUGGGAGGCAACUGUGUCUGCUGGAAACAACACUGUGGAGUCUCCAAGCUAUCUGGCCAAGUUCAAUCUGAUGUCUGAAAGUCCAAUCAAAGUUCUUGCCUUUGCAACAGAGGGUAAUUUGAUCUCUUCUCUUGUCAUCAGUUGAAUGAUGAAAUGGAUGCUCUUGUUGUAGUUGAUUAAUAUCUUACUGUUUUGUCUGUCUUACAGGAACAGCAAAAAUCACUGAUACAGCAGAGGAAACCAUGAAAAUGGCCAUCGAUGGUUCUCUGACUCAUAUGUUCAUGAACACUGGUUUCAGUGUACUGGAAACCAUCGCUGUCACAGACAACGUGAUGUCAACAGGAAGGUACAAUGUGUACGCUGCCUCCCCUGUGGGUCUGGACACCUCUCUGACCAUUACCACCCAGCUCGGCCUUGACGCCAACCUGAUCUCUGGAGAUAUCAACACAGAUGGAAGCGUGACUAUUGGACCCAUGACUGCUAGCACCACUUAUCUCCACACCUUCUCCAUUGAGCCAGCAAAGAAAGAAGCAAGACUGGAGAGCACACUGCGUGUGACCUCUGAAAUCCUGAAGGUUAUGAACAAAGUGAAGGCAUCAUAUGCAGAUGAGGAGCUUCUGAUUGAGUCCAACACCAACAUGAACACUGAGCCCAUCAAGCACACCACCAAAAUGGGCCUAAGCUACAAGGAUGCCAAGCUAACUGCCCACACUGACUCUGUGACCAAGGCCAAUGAGCGAAUGCUCCGUAGUCAGGUCGAGUUCUCUGCCUCUGAGGGACAGGCUGUCCUCAGGAUUGAAAACCAGGCUGAUGACACAGUAAACCGGGCCUACUCUUUGCUCACUGGCUCCAUGGACCCAUCUGGCCUGGAAAUCAACGCUGAUGCAUCCUUGAACAUCUUCUCAAGCCUUGCUGCUCACAAAGCAACCCUGAACCUGAACACAAACGGUUUGACCACCAGCUGUACCACAACAGCUCAGUACAGUCCAAUGACCUUUGAGAAUGUUUUCCACGGUGGCGUUGACUCUAAUGGUGCCACCAUGUCUCUCACCACCAAGGGAGCCAUCAAAGAAAAUACAGCUGAGCUUAAUGUGGAGGGAAAGAUGGCAACUACAGAAGUAUAUUUCAACGGCAUCUUGAAGGGCAACGCCUUUGACAUCAACACCAGAAACCGAGUGAAUCUGAGACUGAACGAAGAUGGUCUGGUCCUUUCCAACAACAUUGUCGGAUCCUUCAGUGAAAUGAGGACAGAAAACACCCACUCCCUGUCUCUUACUCUGAGAUCCCUCGCCCUCACAUCCAAGAUGGACAACUUCCUGAACAACAAGAACUCCUACAUGCACGACAUCGCAGUUAACAUGGAGCCAUACGCUGUCUCAGUCAUGGUGAAAAACGACCUGAAGGUCAUGGAGGUUAACUUUGUGAAUGAUGCGCAGUUCAAGGCUGAGCCCUACACCAUGGAGCUGACAGGAGCAAUGACGGGAGUCUUUGCAGAGGAAGAACUCAAGCACUCCUAUGAAGUCAAAUUUGUGGACAUGGUCCUCUCUGCCAAAUGCAAUACCAAUGGGAAGCUCCUGGGCACUCACAUGGCACAUACCACUGAUAUGGAGGUUGCUGGUCUGACCAUGAAGUUCAGCAAUGCUGCCAACUUCAACUCACCAUCUCUGCGCCUGGACAGCACAGUCAACGCUGUCGCCGCACCCUUCACUCUGAAUAUUGACGCCAUUUUCAACUCCGAUGGCUCAGUGUAUCUGUACGGACAGCAGAGUGGUGAACUGUACGGCAAAUUCCUCCUGAAAGCAGAGCCCAUGGUGUUCACACACUCCUUGGAGUGCAGAGCCUCAUCAACCCAUGAACUGGAGGGCAGACCAGCUAUCAAGACCAUUAUGGAAAACAAGUUCAAUAGCAUCCUGAGCUUCCCAGAGCAAAGUGUAUCCCUGAAGGUUACAGCUAAAGCCAACGAGCACACUCUCAGUCAAGAAAUGAACGCCUAUAACAACGCAGAGAAACUGGGUAUUGAGAUGACAGGAGAGGUCUCAACUCCCCUCUUUGGUGAGACCAGUGAAAAUUAUGCAGUCUCUGGAUUUGUGAAAUAUGACAAAAAUAGCGAGAGCCACUUCCUCCAGAUCCCCUUCAUUGAGCAUGUUCCCAUCUUCGUUGAAAACGUGAAGGUCGCAAUGAUGAACCUGAUGGAUCAAAGCAUUGAGAUGCUGAGAAACAUCAACACCGAGUAUGAGAUCAGCACCAAGUUCCAGAACAAAGUGUCAGAGCUGAAGGAGGUCAUCAACAACUUUGACUUCAACCUCUUUGUCCAAGACCUGAAAAAGUUCCUCACCUCAAUUGAAAACAUGUUGACCAACCUGACAGCCAAGUUGCCCACAGAGCAGGUAAUGAAUAUGUUGAGAUCUGUAAAGGAAACUGCCAUCACCUGGAUCAGGAAUUAUAACAUCCCAAACAAGUUCAAUGAGGUCUAUGCCAAGAUUGAAGAGAUCCUCUCCAGCUAUGAGGUUGAGAAGAUCAUUGGAGCCAUCAUGGAUGAGAUUGUUAAGAUCAUGAAGCAGUAUCAGGUGAGGGAGAAGAUCCAGGCUGCAUUUGCUGCUAUUAAGUCCAUUGACAUCCAGCCUUUGCUCAAAAGAGUGAUGGCACCUGUUCAGGAGAUUGUCAACGAAGUGUACUCCUUUGACUUUAAGCAGCUGAUCGAUGACAUGAGUGACUACUUUGUGAGGAUGGUUCAGAAAAUCAGAUCUUUCGAUUAUGACACAUUCACAAUGGAGCUGAAAGAGACAGUGGUGGAAAUGAGCAAGAUUCCCUGUUUUGGAAAACUCUCCGGUGAGUUCAGAGUCACCUCACCUCACUACACACUCAGGACCUCCGCAGACCUGGAGAACACCACCACGACAUCUGUCACACCUGAGUUCAAGCUGAACCUCAACUCCCAGGCUUUCUCCACCCUGAAGGUCCUUGACCACACUGUGGAUGCCAGUGCUCAUUUUGCAGCACCAAAGAUGAGUCGUGUGUCCAUCUCUGAGGACAUCAAAGUUGACCACUCCAGUUUAACACUUGCCCACAAGGGAACAAUCAAUCUUUACGGCCUGUCUGCCCAAGCUUCUGCUGAAACUACCGCAAAGGUUGACACUGAGCUCUAUGUUGCUGAACUUGUCAAUAAUGUCUUCAUUGCCAUGGAAAAUGGAGUUUCUGCCAACAUGGACACAACCUACUCACAUGACAUCAGGCGCCUUGGUAAAGCAUCACUGAACCAGAAAGCAGUUUUUGUGAUUGAAGCUGGCACUGUCACCCUGACCAUCAACAAUCUGGCCAAUGAACAGAUUGCAGUCCUGGACUUCUCAGAUGAGGUAACCCACAAGAGUGAUAUUGAGAUAGUCAUGGAUCUCCACACAGCUAAAGUCACCAUCACCGGAGAGACAGGAAGCAGCGACCUGAAAAUGAAUCAGAAUGUGGUUGCAGAUAUUUGCAUCUUCCGUCACAUCACUUUUGAUGCCAGAUUUGAGACCGAGACACCUUUCAUGAAGGGCAGUGUUGCAGCUGUCAAAUUCCAGGCUAAAGCUGAAGACAUGAAAAUUGAUUUCACCGCCUCUCACACUGCAGAACUCACUGGAAGUGUUGACGGUACUCUCUCAAGCUCUGCUCUUGCUUUGAUCACACCCAGCGAGCUCAUGUUUGAUACCAAGAACAAGGGAAAUACCAAGAUUACCCUUCCAUUUGGGCUAGCUGGAAAGAUGGAUCUUCAGAAUGACAUCUCUUUCACCCUGAACCCUGAGGUGCAGCAAGCUAGCUGGACGGGUCUGGCUAGAUUCAACCAGUACAAGUACUCCCAUUACUUCAGUAUGGAUAAUGGUGAGAAAGAAAUCAAUGUCUUUUCUCAGAUUGCUGGAGAAGCAAAUCUGGAUGUACUGAAGGAGCCAUUCACCAUCCCUGAAAUCACUGUGCCAUUUGUUGGCUUCAAUACACCAAGAGUGGAAGACUACUCACUGUGGGAGGACACCUUCCUGAGUAACAUCCUGAUCACAACCGAGCAGACAUUUGACAUGAACAUGAAGCUGAAGUGCCUGAAGAACCCUGAGAUGAUUCCCAUUAACAUGGAUCCAAUAAUCGAUGCCAUCAAUGCCAAUGUCAAGACUCUGCACAGGAACAUGCUCAUCGGCAAGGAUGCAGCUGUCGACCUUCUGGCUACAUCCUACGACAAAGCCAGGUCAGAAUAUGAGAAGUACGAGCUCAGUCUCAUCACCAUGCCAGCUCUUGAGGUUCCAUCUGCCCUCAGAAAGCUCACACUUCCAAGAAUCACUCUGCCCAAAAUCCAUCACAUCUGGAUCCCUAAGAUGGGUGAUCUGACAUACGAGUUUGCCUUGAAAUCAGCUAUGAUCACUCUCAGAACUGACGCCAGUAUCCUGAACCAGGAAAGCAUCAUUGUUAAACUUGAUGCAUCCUCAUCCUCUGAAUGUGAGCACCUGAAUGGAAAGAUCGAAGGCACCGUCAACAUCGAAACAGUUGGAGGACUCAAGAUGGCUUCCGCCUUGUCUGUACAACACAUGAUGCUGGAGGGCAACCACCAGGGCACCAUCAUCCUCAGCUAUGAAACAGUUGAUACCUCCAUCACCAAUUCAGCAAAGGUUAAUCUUCCCUCCCUGACUAUGGAAGUCUCCCAGGAGAUCACAGGAAAUCCAGAACAAGGCCUUGUUAUGUCCCUGUCCACUCCAUCUGCUGGACUCAUCGCUCUUCAAAUGCAGACCAAGCGCCCAGUUCAGGUUAAAGCCAGACUGUAUGGCCGUUACCCGGUAAGACCACGUUUGCUCUCAGAUGAUCAGUGAUUUUCAAUCUUCAUGCCUUUGACACUGAAGUAAUAUUUAUUUUCUUUUUAUGUUUCAUGCAGUCUGAGCCAUCAACAGACAUCGAUAUCUUGGGUGUGAAGAUGUCCGUGGUGAACUCUGAGAAGCUGACCCUUCAGACAACCUGGAACAUGGAGAUACCAUAUGAGAUGAUGCUGCAAGUGAAGGAACAGGUUCCCACAGUAAUGGAGAUGGUGUCUGAUCCUGCUGCCAGGACCUAUGAGGCCGUCUACAGGCAUGCUAGAAGUCUUGAGGGUUCUUUUGAACAGGCUAAAGAGCAGGGUAAAGAGAUGUUGAAGAGAGCUGUUGACAACCUCGCAAGUGUUAAUCCUUCCAGCUUUAUGACAACUGUCACAGAUAAGACCAUCUUUGUCCUGAGAAGGUACCAGAGGAGAGUUGAAAUGGUUCUUGAUGCUGUUGUUAAAUUCUUGAGGGAGACAAGGUUCCAGAUCCCUGGCUAUGAGGAGAGGCUGUCUGGGCUGGAGGUGUAUGAGAAGUUUAGCGCCUUUGUAGCUGAUGUUUCUGAGGAGGCUGUUGAGAAGAUUCCAGAGUACCUGACCAACAUGUUUACUGCAGUUCUUGAUUAUUUCAGAGCCAUUGAAUUCGUCUUCCCAGGUUCUACCCAGGUUGUCACUGGAGGAGAGAUUCUUGAUGAUCUGUUUGUAACUUUGAAGAAAAUUCAGGAUCAGGUGAUUGUCACUGUUAGAAAACUGGGCUCUAUCCAGCUGGAAGAUAUUAUCAACAAAUUCUCUGAAUUCGUUCAGUUUAGCACCGAACAGGGUGAGAGGUUCCUCCUCACACUCAGAUCUCAGAAUGUAGAGAAGCUCUCCACCUUUGUGGCCGACGUCUACACUGAUGCCAUCAACUCUCAAAUUAUGAAUGAUGUUUCCAUGCAAGUAGAAGAGGCCCGCAGAAUCGUGAUCGAGUAUAUCGCAGUUGUGAAAGCUAAACUCCAGAGUAUCCUGGCUGACAUGUCCACUGAACAGCUUCAGGCCGAUAUCCAGUCCUGGAUUGAUUUGAUGUUAAAACGUAUGAAUACUUUCCAAAACAAUGUUAUCAAGAUGCUGAAAGAGAAAAGCAGAAAUGUUGAACCCUUUGUCAGAGUCGGUGACAGACAGGUGGAGGUCGAUAUUCCUUUUCCAUUUGUUGCCACAGCCAACUAAGUGACCUGACAGUGUUAAUAGUUUAAAAUAUGAAGUAACUGUUAAUCUCUUCUCCCCAAAAGGACUGAAAUGUGAAGAAAUGCUCUGUAACCAUGAUGUGUGUCUCUCUAUUGUGUCAUUCCAAAUUCUAACUGUGUAUUUCACAGUGGACUCCCAGUUGUUUUGACCCUUCUGUGCAUCUUUGUGACUUGUGCUAUUUAAAAAUGAUAAUAUGUGGCCUUCAAUAAAGACACUUUGUACUGCAGACAUCUCUGA
This is a messenger RNA of Xyrichtys novacula (pearly razorfish), 13981 nucleotides long. The record is from the annotation of a GenBank genome assembly. NCBI's taxonomy places the organism in Eukaryota, Metazoa, Chordata, Actinopteri, Labriformes, Labridae.